Oncorhynchus tshawytscha (Chinook salmon) is the source of this 4856-nucleotide messenger RNA. Its product is annotated as mitochondrial glutamate carrier 1-like. Gene Ontology annotation, biological process: malate-aspartate shuttle; aspartate transmembrane transport; L-glutamate transmembrane transport. The record is from RefSeq and is a predicted model, not a curated record. Gene Ontology annotation, molecular function: L-glutamate transmembrane transporter activity; L-aspartate transmembrane transporter activity. The transcript has 11 exons. Bases 383 to 1318 code for a protein of 311 amino acids. Lineage: Eukaryota; Metazoa; Chordata; Actinopteri; Salmoniformes; Salmonidae.
CUCCCUCCCACCCCUUCUCUCGUCCUCUCUCCAAGGGACACAAAUGCUCGUAACACCCGCAGGUUAGCAAGCAGGCUGCCAGCAAGCGAGAAGGACACGAGAGGAAAACGGUUAUUGUCAACCCCAGAUAUUAUCCAUCUAAACUAACGGAAACUGCACAACACGAUAUCCCCUCAACCUCUACCGGCCAGCGCUUCAGCCACAAGCAGACUGACCGACUGAUAGAAACAAAUACAGUUUGAAAAACGAACAAAGGGCUGACAAGCAACGUGUCUCCAUUAAUAGACUAGAGAAAGAAACGCACAACAGAUGUCCUGACUGGCUCAAACCUUCAGACAGACGGGCAGUUGUAUUGUGGAACACGGCAACACAGAGAAAUCAAAUGGCUGACAAACAGAUCAGUUUGCCUGCCAAGUUGAUAAACGGUGGGAUAGCAGGACUGAUUGGUGUGAGCUGUGUGUUUCCCAUUGACUUGGCCAAGACCCGCCUGCAGAACCAGCAAAAUGGAUCACGCCUCUACACCAGCAUGUCUGACUGUCUUAUCAAGACCAUCCGCUCAGAGGGAUACUUCGGGAUGUACAGAGGGUCUGCGGUGAACCUAACCCUGGUCACGCCAGAGAAAGCCAUCAAGCUAGCAGCAAAUGACUUCUUCAGACAAUACCUCUCCAAGGAUGGUCAGAAGCUCACCCUGGUCAAGGAGAUGCUGGCGGGGUGUGGGGCAGGUACAUGUCAGGUUAUCGUGACGACUCCUAUGGAGAUGUUGAAGAUUCAGCUUCAAGAUGCUGGGAGAAUUGAGGCCCAGAGGAAGCUGAUGCCAGAGACGAUAGUACCAGGGACCGUGCCGACAAAGUCCCCCACCGCCAUGCAGCUGACCAGGGAACUACUGAAAGAGAAGGGCAUCGCUGGGCUGUACAAGGGCCUAGGGGCCACACUGCUCAGGGAUGUUCCAUUCUCCAUCAUCUACUUCCCUCUGUUUGCCAACCUGAACACCCUGGGGAAGAGAGGAGCGGAGGGCCCCGCCCCUUUCUACGUCUCAUUCCUGGCAGGCUGUCUGGCUGGCAGCACGGCCGCCGUGGCUGUCAACCCUGUAGAUGUGAUUAAGACCAGGAUCCAGUCUAUGAACAGGGGGAGUACAGAGGAAACCUACAGUGGGGUGACUGAUUGUAUCAGUAAAAUAAUGAAGAAUGAGGGUCCUUCAGCGUUCCUGAAGGGAGCGUACUGCCGUGCCCUGGUCAUCGCGCCCUUAUUUGGUAUCGCCCAGGUGGUCUACUUCUUUGGCGCGGGAGAAUACAUCCUCAGCUUCCUGCCUGGCAACUAAGUGACAAGAACGUCAACCAUUCAGAUCUCUGCCUUUCCCUCCUCCCUUACAAAAUCACAACUACAUCAUCACCUCUAGGAUCCAGUCACCUCUAGGAUCCAGUCACCUCUAGGAUCCAGUCACCGAUAGGAUCCAGUCCCCACUAGGAUCCAGUCACCUCUAGGAUCCAGUCACCUCUAGGAUCCAGUCACCUCUAGGAUCCAGUCCCCACUAGGAUCCAGUCCCCACUAGGAUCCAGUCCCCACUAGGAUCCAGUCCCCUCUAGCAUCCAGUCCCCUCUAGGAUCCAGUCACCUCUAGGAUCCAGGCCCCACUAGGAUCCAGUCACCUCUAGGAUCCAGUCACCUCUAGGAUCCAGUCACCUCUAGCAUCCAGUCACCUCUAGGAUCCAGUCCCCACAAUGUUUGCCUACAUUCAUGUGACCCAACUCUCUGUCUCUCUUUCCCUCACAACUACAUCGAUAGGAUCCAGGAGAUCACCUGUCAUCACGAAAAUAAGGUUUUGAUCACAUCCACCAAUUUGGGGUUUCUUUAUUUGACCCUCUAGAGGUGAACAAGUUGCGUGUCGCCUCUUUCAGUGUCCCUGUCGUGUUGAAUGUAAUGUUAUGGUUGUGAGCACACUAACAGGAACAGUAGGACGUUGAUCGCCAAACUGUCUAAUGUCGGCAACACAAGAUUCCAGUGUUCUUAAAUGACGUUUUAUUUUUGUUUGUUUUUUAAUAAUAAUUUUUGUUUUUUAAAUGUGGCCAUGGUUACAGGGUAGUCCUUUUGUCUGAAUAGGGUGCUGCAGUUGUUACAAGCAGCUAUAUCGGUAGUUAGUCAUCUCUGUCAGUACAGCCAUAGCAGCAGAAUGGUCACAUGAUGACGUCUGUUGCCUAUUAAUCACAUUUAACAACAUAUCUUGUAAUAAUAUAAGUUGUAAAACAUCGUUGAUCCAAAUGAAGAAGGAUUUAAUGAGACACAAGAUCAGUUAGAGAGAUUACAAAGCACCCUGUACACUCGUGGGAAUUGGCCUAUGUGGAUAGGGCUAAAUUCAAAUGUUUAUUUUUUAUUUUUACAGAAGAAAUAUGAAAUGCGUCACGAUGGUAGCAAUUCAAAGGGAACAGUUUAGAGAUAAUAAAAUGAUUAGACCGAAGGUGAGGACACAACAGUUCACCUGACACAAGACUGCCUUUGUUGAUAAGGACAUCUGAAAAUACUCUGGAUACAUUCAGUAACAUGAUCAGAUUAUUCCUGGGAAAUGUGGGGUAGAUACAACAUAAGACGGGAACAAUGACAAAGGGUUUGAGUGGGAGGACUAACCGGUGUCUCCAAAGUGUCCACAGUUCCUAAGUCAUUUCAAUGCACUUUUAUGACUCAAAGAAUAGUCUCCAACUAUAAGGUACUUUUUUUUUUUGCCUCUCCCCGCUGUGCCGUUGAUAAACUAGAGCAAACACACUUGUAGUUGAACACAUCCCACCAUCACACAAUUACUGUUGUUGUUUAUGUAAACCCCCCAAAAAAUGUCAAUUUAUAAAUCGCAAUCUGGGUCAGGAGGGCAUGAUUUUGAAGGCUUGUUCUAUUGCCAACGUGACUAAGCUAAGUUAUAAAAUAUGAUAUCACAGUGUUAGGGUUUUCAACAAGGCAGUUCAGGGGGAAAGGCAUCAUUUAGUUGGCGUAUAGAAAAAGAAGUCAUGAACACAUCCAGACGCGUGUUCCACGGCAGAUUGACAAAACAUAGGCCCAUUCCGUUCAGAACAACCCAGGGGUUAUGACCCCAAGUGAUCUUGUAACUGUACAUCAGACGUGGUGGUCAUAAACGUUGGCACUGUACUGUAUUAUGACAUCAGUUUUAUGGUUUGGGAAAGUGAAGUGCAUAUUUACUACUCAGGUGUUUUGGCUUGUUUGAUGUCAAAGUGGUAUUUAUUAUAAUCCUCAACGUCUCGUCUUUUCAAAAUACACAGAGUCGUCUUAAUUUCCAGCAUUUCCCUUCACUCAGACGACAACAAAUGUGCAAAAGUUGCCCAAUUAGCAAGGAGGGAUGGGGGGACAACUUGUUGUUGCGAGGUGCUCAAGUUCAGAGCGGCUGUCAGUCAAAACCCCGUGAAGCACAGAGCCAGAGCUCUGAUGUCAGGAAUAGCAUGUUACUGUACAGCCACUGCUUUCCAAUUUAGGCGCCAUUUUUCAACCCGUAUACAAGUACAAGUGUAAAGGGCUACCGGACCUGCUAUUAUGAAUUAGAAUGAUGAAUGAGAUAUUAAAUAUAUAUUUAAAUGUCUGAGUUUCAGGCCCAAAUCAGUAUAAUGUGUUAAUGUGUAUAGCAACACACCAUUCUGGAUCUCACCUGAACAGCCCAAUGAUCCCUGCCUUCUAAUAGGUUGUAAUCAGCCAAUCACCUUAUAGCUCUGAGUGGACCAGGAUAGGCCUUGUCCCCCCGGUAGUUUCUCCUCACUGGGGACCAGCGUAAAUGCGGGAACCUUACUAAGCCCGUGACAUAGAAGGAAAUUAGAACUAUCGCAGUACCUGACUUACAUCGAUAUUGGUAUUUGUGUUGGAAACAAACUGUAAAUAGAGACGGUCAUCUUUCCUACAGAAUUAUAGAGUGCAGAUAGACAGAGUCUUCAUGUCUCUUUAGAACUCUUUAGAACAUGAUUAUCUAUCGUUUUUUAAAAUUUGAUUUACAUUUUAGUUUUUAUUUCACCUUUUUAUUUAACCAGGUAGGCCAGUUGACAACAAGUUGUCAUUUACAACUGCGACCUGGCCAAGAUAAAGCAACGCAGUGCGACACAAACAACAACACAGAGUUACACAUGGAGUAAACAACUAAUAACAACUAAUAACUGAUGAAUACACACGGAGUAAACCAAAAGUACAGUCAAUAACACAAUAGAAAACAAAUAUAUAUACAGUGCGUGCAAAAGGCAAGCUAUAAUGCAUUACGUCUCAAUAACUCUAAAAAGAAUUUGGCCCAGUGACAGUGCUAAUACUACGCCAAUACAAACACGUCUGUUAUUAAGUUUCCACAGUACUAGAGAACAGAAUCAAUGAUAAUUGAGGUUUCCACAGUAUACUAAAGAUAAACUACAUAAUUGUUUUUAUUCCAAUCGUUGUCAAAUGCAGACUAUUUAUGCGUUAGUAGGUGUUCUUGGUUUUUCUCUAGACUCUACGUUGUGCAUGCGUUUGUUACAUCAUCGAAAGCCUGCCGCGCCAUUGGCCGAUCUCGCCGGGGAGAUCAAGGUGACUUUGAUGUGUCAUAUCCAAUCGAGAUUCCGUCCUCUGAGGCUCUGUUCCCAGCGUCUCUAAAGCAGUUCUUUCGUAAUGGUCAUGGGCCAAUAGGGUACACUAUUCCCUACAUAGUGCACUGCUUUGGACCAGGACCCAUAGUACUCUGGUCAAAAGUAGUGCACUAUUUUUAAAUGCUGUCCACUCUAUAGGGCAUUUGCCAUUUGAAAUGUUCAUAUGACAAAUAACUCCUCCAUGUUUUAUAAUAAUUAUCAUCAAUAUUCCUUUCUAUAUAUCUAUAGUUCUAUAUAUCUAUAUCUAUAGUUCUAUAUAUCUAUA